AUGCAGGGGCCGUACCUGCUAUCCCUGCCACCACUCUUCGCCCCACGCAAAGCCUAUAUAAACCACCCUCGAACAACUUCUGCUCUCCAGCAACCUUUUAGCCACUCACCAGUAGCCUCUUCCUCGUUCAUUACUAGGCUUUAUCUUCCGCCACCUCUCACAAUGCGCGUCGCCAUCCUCGUCCUCGCCUUCGCCGCUGUGUUCGUCCUCGCGAGCCCCCACGCAGACAAGAAGAAGGGCAAGAAGAGCAAGAAGGUCGCCGCCGCCGCACCUGAAGCUCCUGCCGCCGACGCCGCCGCCGCGGAACCGGUCGCUGAUGGUGCUGAUGGUUCCGCCUAA
Pleurotus ostreatus (oyster mushroom) is the source of this 339-nucleotide messenger RNA. RefSeq lists its product as uncharacterized. The coding region runs from base 1 to 339 and encodes 112 amino acids. The record is from RefSeq and is a predicted model, not a curated record. The transcript is spliced from 3 exons. Lineage: Eukaryota; Fungi; Basidiomycota; Agaricomycetes; Agaricales; Pleurotaceae.